This is a messenger RNA of Dibothriocephalus latus, 444 nucleotides long. The record is from the annotation of a GenBank genome assembly. Lineage: Eukaryota; Metazoa; Platyhelminthes; Cestoda; Diphyllobothriidea; Diphyllobothriidae.
AUGAUCAUAACCGAACCGGCAUUAAUUGCACUGGCUAAUAGAGAGGAAGCCAAUCGCAACGGUAAAAUGUCGACUAUAAUCUUUAUUCGAGACAAAAAUCAGCGUAAUCAGGAAAUAUCUGGAUACAUCGACUAUGCUCAUCGUCUCAAAACGGAGGACUUCGCCGGCUACUUUCUUCAAAAGAAGCGUCUGCUUCCCAGAAUUGGUGACUUGAGUUAUUUCAACUGGGAAACGCAGAACAUAACAGCUAACCCCACUCCAAACUAUGCGGUGAUUACGGAUAAUCCAGGUGGAAUUCUUUUCAAAAACAAACGGGAUCGUAAAAUUUUAAAUGUUGAUCCCUGGUUACCAUCUCCAGGAGACAAUACCACUCGCAAUGCCGUUCUUACGAAUGAGUAUUUACAGUUUGUGCUUUAUGAUCACAUUACCCGCAGGAAGACCUGA